AUGAUCUCUGCCAGUCCUCCUCGCAAACGUAUCAAACUCGAGUCGCGCUCGCCACAACCAGACACUAACGACGAAGAGGAAUAUAACUGUAGUAUAUGCCUACAGCCCCUUGUCGACCGGACCGUCAUUCCCACAUGCUCGCAUGAGUUUUGUUUCGACUGUCUCGUCGUCUGGACAGACCAGUCAAGAAAAUGUCCCUUAUGCGCUCAGACCAUUUCAGAGUAUCUCAUUCAUCGGAUCCGCUCGCGCUACGAUUAUCAGAAGCACUACUUGGCCCCUCUCUCGAAGCCUGGAUUACUGCCAUUGCGGGCUGCCCCGCAACGGGAACACGAAGGGCCCAGACGACAGCGCAGGCGAGACUGGGGUAGACGAGACCAGGAUGAAGCAGAUAAGUUAGAGCGGUCUAUAGAGACACGGCGCUGGGUAUACGAGCACGGGCUAUAUGCCAAGCACGUAGCCUCGAACGGUUAUACCAAAUACCGGCCGUACCCCACUCCAGCGCAAUUCUCUGCCAGCCAGGAAAUGGUGAGCAAGACGACGAUGUUUUUGCGGCGCGAGUUGAGAGUGUGGGAUGAUCUCGAUGUUGAGUUUUUCACAAUGUUCACAAUAUCACUCAUGAAAUCCAUCGAUAUACGCUCCGAGUCAGCGGUGAAGCUAUUAGCCGAAUUUUUGGACAUGGAUACAGGUGGAAGAACUAUGGCAGAACACUUCGCGCAUGCAGAGGUUUACUCGUACGUGAGGUCGCCUUUCAAAGACUUGUUCGUGUAUGAUAGUGCUGUCCAGGUGAGCGAAUACAACACGGCUCAUUCUUCUUGGACUUACAACUGCUUGACUAGUAUGACACGCCUCCCCAUUUACUAA
This is a messenger RNA of Guyanagaster necrorhizus, 861 nucleotides long. RefSeq lists its product as uncharacterized. The transcript is spliced from 5 exons. The record is from RefSeq and is a predicted model, not a curated record. Gene Ontology annotation, molecular function: metal ion binding; ubiquitin protein ligase activity. Lineage: Eukaryota; Fungi; Basidiomycota; Agaricomycetes; Agaricales; Physalacriaceae. Gene Ontology annotation, biological process: protein polyubiquitination; protein monoubiquitination. Bases 1 to 861 code for a protein of 286 amino acids.